Cheilinus undulatus (humphead wrasse) is the source of this 5926-nucleotide messenger RNA. RefSeq names its product alpha-protein kinase 3-like. The record is from RefSeq and is a predicted model, not a curated record. NCBI's taxonomy places the organism in Eukaryota, Metazoa, Chordata, Actinopteri, Labriformes, Labridae. The transcript has 14 exons. Bases 206 to 5161 code for a protein of 1651 amino acids. Gene Ontology annotation, cellular component: nucleus. Gene Ontology annotation, molecular function: protein serine/threonine kinase activity; ATP binding. Gene Ontology annotation, biological process: protein phosphorylation; cardiac muscle cell development.
GCCAACUAUAAAUAGUCCAGCAGCCUACGCAUGCUCAUGUUUGAUUGGAAAUUGUCAGAGCCUUAAGUCAGAGCCUCGGGGUAUCAGUCAAAGGAGGGGAAGGACCUGUAAACGUUCUUUUCUGGAAAGCCAAAAAGAAACCUAAACUUUUAAUUUUUUCCCCUGGUGAACUAUUUUUCUGGACUAUUUGUUUACCUGGUGAAAAAUGGGAUCACGGAGGAUAACAACACGCACUUCUUCUGGCAAUGGAAGAUUGAGUAAUGGCGAAGAAGUCAGUGGAAACAGUCGGUCUGGUGGCUGCAGUUAUCUCUCUAACGUGAGGCCAGAAACCAGGAGCACGCUUUGCAGUGUGAUCGCACACUUAAUGGAGGAAACACAGCCAUCUUUUGAAAUUACUAUCAAGUCCAGAGCUGUGUCGGAGAACUGCAACGUCAAGUUCUCUAUUGUGGUUACAGGACACCCUACUCCUCAAGUAAUUUGGUAUAAGGAUGACAUGCAGUUAGACCGAUACUGUGGACUGCCUAAAUACGAAGUAUUCCGCAACGGACAAAGCCAUUCCCUGCACAUUUACAAUUGUACUGUGGAUGAUGCUGCUAUAUACCAGGCCUCAGCCAGUAACACUAAAGGUAUUGUGUCCUGCUCAGGAAUACUAGAGGUGGGUGAAAUGAACGAGUUCAAGAUCCACCAGCGCUACUUUGGCAAGCUGAAACAAAAGGCUGAGAUCAAACGCAGGGAAGCAGAAGGUAAAGAGAACCAGGAGCCACUCCGAACCAUUAGUCCAGACCGCACACUGAGGAAACGGCGCUCCACAAUGGAUGCUUUUCUGAGUGCGCCAAGCUCCACUGAGGAUGAGGGCAGUGAGAUGAGCCCUCAGGAGGUAGCUAUGGACACUGAAGCCAGGUUACAGGAGAAGACAGCUGUGGAAAAGGUGGAAGAAAAGCCAGUCCCAAUCACCAAUGGAGUGGUGUCUUCUGGCACUAAUGGACCGACGACUAGUGAAAACAUUAGCAAGAGUGGGACAUACGUAUAUGACUCUGCACAGAAGAUGUUUACUGCUCACAAACCCAAAACUCCCUUUAUUAAAAAGAAGCUUAAGAUUUCUAGUAGUGCAAAAGUUGCAAAAUCCGAUGUGCCAGUAGAGAGGCCAUCUGAGGAGAGAAGAGCCUCACCCUCUGUGUCUCUGAGCUCUACAGGGCCCCUGAGGUCUAAGGUGAAUUCAGAAGAGGUUAUGGAAGUAGAGAAUGCUGUUUGUUCAUCAACUGUGGACUCAAACUCAAGAAAUGUGAGGGAACAGAAAUCAGAAACAGUGAAAGUACCACAUACUGAGAGGCCUUCAGAGGAUAAAAAAGUAGCUACUAAGGUAACCUUGCCCUUACACAAAGAACAGCCUACUCCUUCAGUACCUACUGCUACCAUCACACCAACAGGUUUUAAUAAGUCAGGAAUAGCAGUGAAAAACGCUGCAAAGCAUGACAAGGCUGCUGUAAGCAGAGAUAAAAAAGAAAAGCUGGAAAAACAGAACACAAGCCCUCCAUUUACCUCAGCACGUCUAAAGCCAGGUGUAGCAGAAACUAAACAACAAACACAAAGAAAAGGGAAAGACAACACUUCUGGAACAGAUCAUGUUUCAGCCAUGGGUGUCGACAAGAAGCCAAGCACUUCAAUAGGAGGAUCUUCAACACCUAAAGCCGUUCAAGCAGUGAAUGUACCGUGUGAAAACCGGACUAUUUUGCCCCAGCACCCGUGUGAAAAGGCCACAGAUCAGCUGUCUGAGACGGAAACAAGCCCCAGCCAAAAAAAUGUGUUUGUGUCUGUGUCUGGGCCAGCGCUGCAGAGGGAGGUUACACAGGCCCGUCCAAAGAUGAACAGGAAUGACGCACCUGUCAUCCUUGAGCCUCAAUCCAACCAGCGCACGAUGGAAGCACGACCACCACAAAAGACUGCAUCUGAAAAGGCGACUGCGACUGAUGACAUCCAGACCCAUUCUUUGCACAGUGUUCCUCAAGCAGCUGAUAACAUAGUGACACAGGACACACGAGAUCAUACCAGGGGAUCAAGUGAAAUCCAUACUAUGCUUUAUACAGACCUACACAAGUCAGCCCUCCAAAGCUCUGGUAAUGCCGAGAACUCGCCAGGGUGUAACGUUUCCCCCAGCGCCGACCGAAGCCAAGUUGAUACAGCCAUAAAAACUGUUGAAGGCACAGAAAUACAAGUUGAUGAGAAGGUAAAGAGUAACGAGGUUGGUAGGUUUCUAGCGCAGUCUGACAGGUGGGCCCCAAAGGAGAGGGAAGUUGAAAUGGAGACAGACGCUGCUGCUGUACAUAUGACCAAGCAAAGAGAGGCAGGCGUGAUCAUGGAGGCAGCAAACCAACAAACUGAUGUCAUUGUGAAUGCAUCUGAUAAAGAAAGUGAGAAGAAUGCACAUGCAACAAAAAUGGCAGCGAAAACUACACCAGAAAUACACAAUCCGAAGUCAGCUGUGCAUGAGCCAGCAGCGCCACUUCGGACAACAACGCAAGAAAACUUGUGCCAAUCAUCAGUUCAAGAAUUCCAAGAAAUCCCAAAGCCUGUGACAAGAAUUUUGUCAAUAGCUGAGAUCUUGAGAGCACAGAUAAAGGCUCUUGAGUCCACACUUGCCAAUUCAUUGUCUGCCAUACCACUCCAUGCUGACUAUGAACACGGGUCACCCUCUACUGAAACACAUAUGGAGAUACAAGAUGGGAACGGCAAAGCAGAACUCACAAAGACAAUAAUCAACAGGCGGAAGGAGACGACUAUUGACGUUACUCCUCUCAGAAAUAUUAAGGAUACACUCAUGGAGGUUUAUCAUCAACUAAAUAAAACUGACCAGGAACUAAUUUCAAUUUCACCCGCUCCUCAAAAAGCAAUUGCUAUCCCCCCAAUCUCUGGUGAAGACACUGGCACUGCUACAGAGACUGCAGAGUUUCAUGGUAGUGCCAGGGAAUAUAAUGAAUGUGUAAUGGAUGUUUGCCCAGAAACUAAAGCAUCAGCUGAGGUUACUUCAAGACAUUCCACUGAUGCUCACCUUUCUGGGAGUCAAAGUGUCAAUUUUCCUCCUUUGCCAUCAAAGGAAGAAAUGAUUUACAGCCAAAUUUCAAAACUUUCUGGAAGCGUCACUGGAGAACCAGCGACUCCUCUUACAGUGACACCUAUAAAGGCCAGUAGUCAAGGGGCAAAUACUACUGUUUUAGAGCACGCUAACGACAAACCUGCUCCAAGCAAAGGCACCGAGGUGAUACAAAGGUUAACUCCAGAAAUUAAACUCGACAGUGAAACUGAAAGGGGAAUUAGUAGAAUGAGUUCUGCAGCACUUUUAGAUCAAAACAAAGAGGAAGAUGCAAAGACCAGUUCACAGAUUUUACCAAGGUUACCUGUUGAAAGCACUGAAAGUACAGAUAUUCAACAGAGUAAUUCUCAACUUAUCUCUCAAGAUUCUUCAAGGACUAGCUCCCCAUCCAGUCUGACUCCAGAGACCAGUCCAUUGUUAAAAAGAAGGAACUGUGUUUCUCCCAUUCCUUCUGCAACACCACAAGAGCUGGCCUCUGGUGCUAGACGCAAAAUCGUUAUCCCCAAGUCUGAACCUGAGGAGGCUGCAGAUGACGCACCUACACUUGAUAACCAAAGUCCUAAAAAGGAUGUUUCUGUACAAGGCAACAGACUUUCCCCAAGUCCUGCGACAGUCUCUACAUCUCCAAGCCUGUCACGACGCUCACCUCUGCUGCAGCCCCCAAGUGAGCCAGCAUCCCCCGCAGAAAGGCAUUCUCCUGUUUUCAGCAGGAGGAAGAUGGCACCUGAGACUCAAGCACCAAGCCCGCAGCCCAGUCAGGAGAUAGAAACACCCACUGAGGGGAAACCUGCAGAGAAGGACAAGAGAGACCCAUUCAAAGCCCCUCAAGUCAUCCGCAAGAUCCGAGGGGAGACCUUUGCAGAUGCUUCAGGACACUUGAAACUGUGGUGCCAGUUCUUUAAUGUUCUCAGUGAUUCUACGAUCAAAUGGUGUAGGAAUGAAGUGGGGAUUGGUCAGAUAAAAAGGAGUGCCGGGGAUGAAACUCAGGUCAACCUUGCCAUUGUUCAGGCAUCAUGCAAAGACUCUGGUGUUUACAGAUGCUCAAUCACAAAUGAAUAUGGGACUGACUCCACAGACUAUCUUCUUAGCUCAGACAUUUUGACUGGACUGUCCCUCCGUGAGGACCUUGCUGUUGGAGAAGAAAUCGAAAUGACACCCAUGAUCUUCAGCAGGGGUGUGGCUGAUUCUGGCACAUUGGGCAACAAAUUCUUUGGCCGUAUAAUGAUGCAGGAAUCUCAUAUCGGCGAUGGAUGUUUCCACAAAGUCUGGAGAGCAAAAGUUAUUUAUGGUUUGGAGCCUGUGUUUGAGUCUGGAAACAUGUGUGUCAUUAAAGUAUGCAACCCGAUCACCUAUGGAGGCAAAGGAGAAAGCUGCCUCAUUGACAGGAACCUGGAGGUUGUCAAGCAGGAGUGUAAAAUGCAGAACUUGGCUCGGGAGUACUGCAAGAUCUUCAAUGCAGAGGCAAGAGUGAUAGAACACUUUGGUCCCUCUCUAGAGGUGAUUCCAGUCUACCUGAUGUACCGCCCAGCAAACACUGUCCCAUAUGCCACAGUAGAGGCCAAUCUGACUGGAGACUUUCAGAAAUACUCUGUCUUGGAUCAUACAGGCAGAAUGGACAUGAAGACUGGCUCUGAGGUAGAGCGGAAAUGCUGCACCUUCCAACACUGGAUCUAUCAGUGGACCAAUGGCAACCUACUGCUGACUCGGCUAGAGGGUGUUGACACAAAGCUCACCAGUGUCAGAAUAUCAGUGAAAUCAACAGGAUAUCAAGGUUUAUCUUUAGAGGGGAAUCCCAAAGUUUUUGAACAGUUUGUCUCUCAGCAUCAGUGUAACUACUUCUGUGGUCUGCUCAGCCUAAAGUCACUAAAGGUCAUGGACUCUUUGUUGACACCAACAAAGCCAAAAGGAUCCAGGAGCCCGUUGCUUCAGCGCAAAGCAGCCACCGGUUCCUCCAGCCCUCAGACAGCCCGGAAAGCUGCUGGCAGCCCCAGAAUGCCCAGAAAGACUGAGCAGGAUGGCAGAGACACCCCAACUAAACUAAAAGAUACUCCCAAAGCUGUUCAGAUGGAGUAGAGUAAAUACCAGCCAUAAGACACGAAAGAUUCAGAUUUUCUCAAAACAGCAAAUUGUGCUUGUUUUUUUUGAAGAUUACAUUUUAAAUCCGAUCGUUCUCUGUUAUAAAUACACCGGUACUUUAGCAAAGUGAGAAAAAAAGGGCUCAAGAGGAACUAAAAGAAAGAAGCUGAUUAUAUGUUGGUUUUUAAGGAGAUAGAAAGUGAUUCAGAGAGCAGGAAAGCAAUGAAUAAAUGACAGUACUUUUUUAACAGCCACCAUUCCUUGCUGUUUUCACUUGUUGUGUAUUGCUGCCUUCACAUGUGGUGGUUAUUUAUGUAUUAUGUAUGUAUCUUACAUUCAACAAAUUGUAGGGUUGAGACUAUAGCGUAGUAGUGAGUAGUGACUUUCCUGGGUUUGUAGUCUAUCAAUCCAUGUACCAUUACAGGUCACAGAUUGUGAGUCUAAUCUCAGGUCAGUGUGUUUUUCCUCAGUAAAUGUGCAAUAAACAUAUUUUGAACUGAAGUGGCAUUAAAUGUAGGCUAUGUGUCAAGUGAAGUAAAUUAUGACAUAGAUAAGCCACAUGGUGGUACAGCACAUUUUCCCUUUAUUCUUCAAAAUAUCUCAAGCCAAAUGUAGCUUUACAUGACUUUGUUGUACAGUGGUUAAAGGUGCUGUGCUUUUAUUUUAUAACCUGUCAUGUUUACUUGUCACUUUACAUUGCACUGCAUUUUUAGAAACUGCACCUUUGCCUGAAUGCAACUGGCUGUAAAAUAAAGGAUAAGA